CUUGACAGCUAGGCUGGCCUCCGCCACAGUCCUGGCGCCCGGUGUUCCCGCGCUCUCUGCUCGCGAGCCGAUUCCAGGUGCGGUGGAGGCCGGGACCGCUCGGCUUGCGCGCUUCACUGCCCGACGCGCUCCAUGCGGCCGCUCAACAUGUCGGGGCACUUUCUGCUGGCUCCCAUUCCUGAGUGCUCCUCCGACUACCUCCUACCCAAAGACAUCAAGCUAGCGGUGUUGGGAGCCGGGCGUGUAGGAAAGAGCGCAAUGAUUGUGCGCUUCCUCACCAAGAGAUUCAUUGGCGACUAUGAGCCGAAUACAGGCAAGUUGUAUUCACGUCUCGUCUAUGUGGAGGGAGACCAGCUAUCUCUGCAGAUCCAGGACACUCCUGGGGGCAUCCAGGCCCAAGACAACCUCAGCCAGGCCAUUGAUUCUCUAUCCAAGUGCGUGCAGUGGGCCGAGGGCUUUCUUCUUGUCUAUUCCAUCACAGACUAUGACAGCUACCAGUCCAUCCGGCCCCUUUAUCAGCAUAUCCGGAAGGUUCAUCCUGAUUCUAAAGCCCCUGUCAUCAUAGUGGGCAAUAAGGGGGACCUUCUGCAUGCCCGGCAGGUACAAACGCAUGAUGGUAUUCAGCUAGCCAAUGAGCUGGGCAGCCUAUUCCUUGAAAUUUCCACUAGUGAAAACUACGAAGACGUCUGUGAUGUGUUUCAGCAUCUUUGCAAAGAAGUGAGCAAGCUGCACAGCCUCAGUGGGGAGCGGAGAAGGACCUCCAUCAUCCCCCGGCCACGCUCUCCCAACAUGCAGGACCUGAAGAGACGUUUCAAGCAGGCUCUGUCUUCCAAAGUAAAAGCACCCUCCACCUUGGGGUAAAACAUCUCAGACAGACUGACGUCCUUUUUUAUUAUGCAUUUGUGCAGCUAYAAAGACUGGACCUCUCCCUUUUUAAUCACACAUUCAGAGUUUAUUUUUAUAAAGACUUUAUUGGUUUCCAAGUGUAUGUGUGUUACUAAAAAUUCAAACUGAAUGCCUAGAAGUUGGGUAGUUUUUUAAAAUAAAAGAUUUUUUUUUUUUA
Urocitellus parryii (Arctic ground squirrel) is the source of this 1063-nucleotide messenger RNA. It is a transcript of the gene Rasl11a, whose product is annotated as RAS like family 11 member A. The record is from RefSeq and is a predicted model, not a curated record. Lineage: Eukaryota; Metazoa; Chordata; Mammalia; Rodentia; Sciuridae. Gene Ontology annotation, molecular function: GTPase activity; GTP binding.